AUGGCAAAGUUAAACAUGCGGCUCCCUCGCAAGCCCAAGUUCCUCCGCGGCGUCCCCAACAACAGCAUCCUCGCCAUAUCCUCCCUCGUCCUCGUCAACGCCCUCUUCUGGGCCGCCUGCGCCGUCGUGCUGCACUUCCACCCCAAGCUCAUCUCGCCCGCCGCGCUGUCCUACUCGCUCGGUCUGCGGCACGCGCUCGACGCCGACCACAUCUCGGCCAUUGACCUAAUGACGCGGCGCCUCAUCGCCUCGGGCCAGCGCCCCGCGACCGUCGGCACCUUCUUCUCGCUCGGCCACAGCACCAUUGUCAUCGUCACCUGCGUCGUCGUCGCCGCCACCAGCGGCGCGCUGCGCGACCGCUUCGACGGCUUCGCCCGCGUCGGCAACAUUGUCGGCACCUCCGUCAGCGCCGCGUUCCUCAUCAUCCUGUGCAUCGGCAACGGAUGGGUCCUGUACAAGCUCGUCCGCCGCCUGCAGCAGGUCCUGGCCGAGCGCCGCCGCGACGAGGAGGAUGGCGGCGACGGGAGGAUGGUGACCGAGUACGACGCCGAGGCGACGGCGAGCGGCCAGUUCAACCUCGAGGGCGGCGGCUUCAUGGCAAAGGUGCUGGGGUUCCUGUUCAAGGCCAUCGAUCGGCCGUGGAAAAUGUACCCGCUAGGCGUCGUCUUUGGCCUGGGCUUUGACACAAGCUCCGAGAUUGCCAUUCUCGGAAUUGCCAGCAUCCAGGCCGUUCAAGGAACCAGUAUCUGGCUAAUUCUCAUAUUCCCCAUUUUAUUCACAUCGGGCAUGUGUCUGCUGGAUACUACUGAUGGUGCGCUCAUGAUGGCCCUGUACUCGUCCAAGGCAUUCUCACGAGACGUUGUGGCCAUUUUAUACUACUCCAUUGUACUCACAGGCAUCACCGUCUUUGUCGCGGCUUUUAUCGGCAUUAUUCAGGUGCUGUCACUGGUACAAAAUGUUGCAGAGCCGGAGGGAAGCUUUUGGGACGGCGUCUCUGCUAUAGGCGACCAUUUCGACAUUGUCGGUGGCAGUAUUGUCGGCGUGUUCGUCGUGGUAGGAUUGGGCUCGAUCCUUGUGUAUCGACCUUGGAGACGUCGUAUGGAGCGUAAACGACAGGGCUUGGCAGCUUCUGCUGAUGCUGGAUUGAGAGAUGCCGAGGUCCCUGAGACACCACUUUCGCAAGACGAAGCAACACCUCGCCAUUUAAUGGACUGA
Messenger RNA from Akanthomyces muscarius, 1215 nucleotides. RefSeq lists its product as uncharacterized. The record is from RefSeq and is a predicted model, not a curated record. The transcript is spliced from 2 exons. Gene Ontology annotation, biological process: nickel cation transmembrane transport. Gene Ontology annotation, molecular function: nickel cation transmembrane transporter activity. Gene Ontology annotation, cellular component: plasma membrane. The coding region runs from base 1 to 1215 and encodes 404 amino acids. Lineage: Eukaryota; Fungi; Ascomycota; Sordariomycetes; Hypocreales; Cordycipitaceae.